This is a messenger RNA of Durotheca rogersii, 1684 nucleotides long. Its product is annotated as cytochrome c oxidase subunit VB-domain-containing protein. The coding region runs from base 331 to 1068 and encodes 245 amino acids. Gene Ontology annotation, cellular component: mitochondrial envelope. Gene Ontology annotation, biological process: mitochondrial electron transport, cytochrome c to oxygen. The transcript has 5 exons. Lineage: Eukaryota; Fungi; Ascomycota; Sordariomycetes; Xylariales; Xylariaceae. The record is from RefSeq and is a predicted model, not a curated record.
CUGGCCGUAGACUUUUCUUCUUUUUGGAAGAUGUCAUAUUACCUCCUAAGAAACAGACACCAAGCUGCUGAUUCUUCGGCAGAGCAGCUGGCAGCCCGCUGUCCACAGCUAUGGCCGGCCACUUGACUAUUAUUCUAUCCCGUCACGCCGGUGUCAUUAUCGGCUACGGGUAGGUACCGACUACUGCGCAGGGGUACGGAGAGGGUACCCGGGUGCCUCCCACGGGUAGGUACCUAACUUUACGCCAUGCGUAUCUCAGCCUAGCUCAGCCGGGCGGGACUGGGUUCUGCCAAGUGGCCGACAAGUGGUGGACAAGUGGUGGGCGGGAGGAUGAGUCGAGCAAAUCAUCAGUCGCCAGUCCCAUCGAGCAAUCCUCAAAUCAGACCACUCGCAAAUCCCUCUUUUCUAAACCACCAUUACCACCCAAACUCCCAAUUCCUAUCGAACCGCCGCCCUCUUACCACGCAAGAACUACGUCCUGUCGCUGCUACUAUCGCCAUGUUCUUGCAGCGCUCCGCCCUCGCUGUCGCCCGCCGGGCCUCCGUCGCCCCGGCCGUCCGACGUGGUUUCGCCGUUUCGGCUCUCCGCCGCGAUGCGAACAAGGUCGAGGCUCACGCCGCUCCCAGCCAGAAGAUUAAGACCCUCAGCGAAAUCAGGGCCGAGGAGGAUCUAAUCGGACCGGGUGCCGCGCCCGGCACCGUCCCCACCGAUCUUGAGCAAGCGACGGGUUUGGAGCGAUUGGAGAUUCUCGGAAAGAUGGAGGGCGUAGACAUCUUCGACAUGCGACCUCUCGAUGCUUCGCGAAAAGGAACUCUCGAUAAUCCCAUUCUGGUCAAGUCGGCCGGCGACGAGCAAUACGCUGGCUGCACCGGUUACCCAGCCGACUCCCACAUUGUCACCUGGCUCGGCAUGUCGCGCGAACGACCAGUGGAGCGGUGCCCCGAGUGCGGUAGCGUUUACAAGAUGGAGUACAUCGGACCCCAAGACGACGGCCACGGCCACCACGACCACCACGGCUACGAGGAGCCCAAGACGUUCGCUGACUACGUCAAGCCGCAAUACUGGUGAACGUGUCUUCCCGUUCGGGGAUAUAGGCGUGUGAUGGUUCGGUGGGAGGCGAGACUGCAUGGGAAAAAGUGGGAGAGGGACGGCAGGAGGAGGGUGUAUAUUGAUGAUGAAGGCCGUGUAGCAUUGAACCCAAUUGACUAUGCGUUACCACGCAUUCCUCCCACAUUUCCCCCUUUUCUUUCUUUCUCUUUUCUCACUCUUCUAUUUUUACGCGUUUGUAUUCGCCUGCUCCCACGGCUCGUCCGCCCGUGGGUGAUGCCAUGUGCGGUAUUAGCUACCCCCGUUACGCUGAGGUAUUCGGCUGGACGGAUUAAUUCAUCGCCUGCGCCUGGCACGUUCCGGGUAUGAUGUGCGAUGGCCAAGUUAUGGAUACUAGGCACCUACAUUCUCUAUCUAUGGGUGAGGCCGGGUAUACCGUGGGGUGCAUACACGGCACUAUGUUGAGGUACGCAGCACGAAUUGCAGGUGCCUGCGAUUGAUAACAUUCCCUACCUCCUCAUCCUCCUCUCUCUCUCCUACUAGGUGCCUACUAGGUAUAAUACUGCCUCCCACAUGUUCCCCGCCGCUUGCCGGCUUGAAGGUUGCCUCCUUGCAUACAUGCACACCUCACCUCCCA